CUAGAGCGAGAGAGCUUAAAAGAGGUGAUGAGAAAAAGCAAGAGAGAGACUGUGAGGGAGGAAGAUGCUGUUGCCAGGGAACAGCGGUGAAGUAGAAACGUCCAUCUCUCCCAGCUCAUAGGAGGAUAGAAAGAUGUUAAAUCAUGGAUGCAAAAUGGACUGAACGUGAGGAGAAGGAAAACAGCUGAUCCUGACACCCUGCAGCCUCAAAGAGAAGGAGGAUACGAGUUCUCUCUCAGCCUCCAUUAGGAGCAUCAGUGAACAGCAAGAAUCAUCCAGCAGCCCAGAUCCUGAACACACUAGUGUCCCACCUGCAGAUGUAAACAGUGAUGACGCUCACUCUGCUCAGGCAGAUUUAAGGAGGAGGAGGAGGAGGAGGAAAACAAAGAGGAGCGUCUGAAAGCAAAACAGGGAAGCUGUCAACACGGCGAAGAGGAAGUCUUCCUCAUCAUCACACUAUUGAGCUGAAGCCCGUCCUCCCUGGCAGAGGAUGGGUACAGCAGAAGCCACUUUACGCAUGGACAACAUGGAGGUUAAGGACGAGUGGCAGGAUGAAGACUUCCCCAGGCCACUACCAGAGGAUGGAUAUGUUGAUUCUUCAUGUGGCCUCUCUGACAACAGAACCAAUCCUCCCACCAGUCUGAACGUGGGCGAGUCCAUGGCCCAGCGUAAGCGUCGCACUCUGGUCGCCCCUGACAUGAACCUGUCCCUGGAUCAGAGCGAGGGGUCGGUGCUGUCUGACGAGUUUCUGGAAACGCCCGACGACCUGGACAUCAACGUAGACGACAUCGAGACUCCUGAUGAGACCGACUCGCUGGAGUUCCUCAACAAUGGCAACGAGCUGGAGUGGGAAGAUGACACUCCUGUGGCCAAUGCCAAGCGUCUUCCAGGUGAAAGUGAAGAGGAGAGAGACUCCUCAGGUCGUCUGUGGCGAACAGUGAUCAUCGGUGACCAGGAGCAGCGGAUUGACAUGCAGGUCAUUCGACCGUACCUGAGGGUGGUUACACAUGGAGGUUACUAUGGCGAGGGUCUGAAUGCCAUCAUCGUGUUUGCAGCCUGCCACCUUCCUGACAGCGGCUGUGAGGACUACACGUACAUCAUGGAGAAUCUCUUCCUGUACGUUGUGAGCAGCCUGGAGCUGCUGGUGGCAGAAGAUUACAUGAUUGUUUACCUGAACGGAGCGACUCCUCGCAGGAAGAUGCCCGGCAUCAGCUGGCUGAAGAGAUGCUACCAGAUGAUUGACAGGAAACUGAGGAAGAAUCUAAAGUGUCUCCUCAUCGCUCACCCGACGUGGUUCAUCCGGACCGUCCUGGCCAUCUCGAGACCUUUCAUCAGCGUGAAGUUCAUGGAUAAGAUCCGUUACGUUCACACCCUGCAGGAGCUCGGUCAGAUCAUCCCCAUGGAGCACGUACAGAUCCCUGAGUGUGUGUUGCAGUAUGAUGACGAGAAGAUACGAACACAAAGGGAAAGACUUGAGCAAGAGCAGCAGCAGAGCAACUCAACACUGCCUAAAGAAAGGCCAAAGUCAACGAUAGCAGAGGUUGGCCAUGACAUCUGACAUUAAGAGCUUUAAAUCAAAGAACCAACGGGGGACAUUCAUUCAUUAAAACGGGAGCCAGCCUAGACUGCCAUCUAGCGCUUAAAUCUCCUGGAUGCAAGACAAUCAUUUCUCCAAAACAUCAUUUUCAGUGACAUGCUUGCUUCUAACUAAAAGUUAAUUUACAACCAAAGCAUUACAGAGUAUAGCUAAAUGAAUCUGCAUGUCAAGUUGAGCUUUAUCUGCAGCAUGACUUCAACUAUUUAAAUGAAAAUUUAAGGACUUGAAUGAACAGUCAAGCAUCUUCCUACAAAGCCGGGAAUAUCAUCCGUUUCUAAGUGUACAUACUUGUAUAGAUAUUUUUGAGAACGGCGUUUGCACAGGAUAUUUGGUUUUUAAUUUGAGUGGCAUGGUUAUUAUUUGGUUUCAUGGCCGUUUACUGAGAAAUAAUGUGCAAUGAUAUUGUUCUUCUUCGACCUACAGUAGAUGUUACUGAUGCAAACGUGUGUCAAGUUUUCCAGAGUUUGAUAUGCAGGUGGCAUGCUUGUUUAUAUCCUUCUGUCUCAUCUGUUUUUGUCAUUUGUCAAAAAGGUACUUUUACAAGAAGGAAAACAUACAUUGUUACAAAUGAAAAAUUAAAUAUAUUUAAAGAGAGAGUCAUAUUAAAGUGUUAUUUACGAAAAUGUGCCAUUUACUGUUUGUAAAAAAAUAAAUAAAUGAAUGAACUAAAACAA
This is a messenger RNA of Sebastes umbrosus (honeycomb rockfish), 2271 nucleotides long. Its product is annotated as caytaxin-like. The record is from RefSeq and is a predicted model, not a curated record. Gene Ontology annotation, biological process: apoptotic process. NCBI's taxonomy places the organism in Eukaryota, Metazoa, Chordata, Actinopteri, Perciformes, Sebastidae. Gene Ontology annotation, cellular component: cytoplasm. Bases 491 to 1558 code for a protein of 355 amino acids. The transcript has 14 exons.